Messenger RNA from Acyrthosiphon pisum (pea aphid), 542 nucleotides. RefSeq lists its product as uncharacterized. The coding region runs from base 9 to 341 and encodes 110 amino acids. The record is from RefSeq and is a predicted model, not a curated record. NCBI's taxonomy places the organism in Eukaryota, Metazoa, Arthropoda, Insecta, Hemiptera, Aphididae. The transcript has 2 exons.
CGCAUAACAUGAACUGCGAAAAGGCGGAAUACGAAGUGCAGAUCGGCAAAGAGUAUAAAACGGUCGAAAAAGAGUUCAUCGCGUUGAGGGUUGACAGUGUGCGGAUGUUGAGUUGCAGUGAUCAGCAGACUGACGAUGGGUGGAUACUGAUCGCAGAUCGGGUCCAGGAGUACCUGAUCAGAGUCCGGGAGUUUUUUAACAGUAAACUAUCACACAUCAACUCGAUGGAGUCCACGUGGACUUUAAGACGCAGGACCCUCGCUUUAGAAGCAUUAAAAAAGUUGUAUACACACGACGUGUCCAGGAUGGACGAUUGGAUCGAGUCGGUUGUAGAGAUUUAAUCACACACUCAAAUGGAAUUUAAGAGUCCUAAAUAAACAGAUCAUUUAACAGAAAAAAUUGAGUUCAAAGAAGAAUUAUUCAUUACAAAAUAACAUAGAUUCGUUGAAGACAAAUAAAAUAAAGGAAAUCGAUUUUAAAACUCUUUCAUGGAGAUUCUUUUAGUUGGAACCAUUUUAAUAAAUUAUCAUUGUGAGGUUUAA